AUGAAUAAGUUAAAAAUAGAAGUUUUGAGAAGAAAUAAAAUAAAUAAAUAAUAAAAAUAAUUUGCCUUGAUAUAAUUGUUUUAAUUUGAACGACUAUUUUACAUCAAUAUUAAAGAAAUAGAUUCCAAUUUUAUAAUUAUUUUGUUAAUGACAAAUUUAUAUAAAAAAUACAAAAAUAGAUUUGUAAUAGUUAUUUAUAACUAAUAUAUUUGUUAAAACAAUCUUUUUAGGUUAAAUUAUAAAAAUUUAAAAAAAUAGAUGCAAUUUUUAACAUUACUUCAAUUACUGUACAAAUUGAUAAGAGUAUUUAUUCCUUUUAAUUUUGUCAAAAAUCUGUUGACUUUAAUUUAUUACUCUAAAAAUUAAGGUGUAUUUAAUCUUGCAAAAGAAUCAAUCAAUCAAUCAAUAAAAUAUAUAUCGAAUAAUAAUAAUUAACCGCGCUCCCUUUUUGACAUAAAGAAUUUAAAGUCUACAAAUAUUGAUAUAGGUUAUUUUAUGUAAUAAUAAGCUAAGAAAGAUAGCAUUUAUAGUUAUAAACAUGAGCUCGAUUAGAAUUUUGAGAAUUUGUUGUAGGAAAAUUUUAAACAUAAAACUCCCAGCGAAUAUUGGUUGUACACAGUCUAUCAUAUAAUGAUUAUCUUGAUUAUAGCUUCAAGCAAAGAGAAUGAAGUUAUUGAUUUGAUUAUUGGGAUUAUAUUUUUAGUAGUUUAUAUCUUUUUAAAUUUUAUGCUGCAAAAGCAUAGCUCGAAGAAUUCUAUUAAAUACAACAUAGUCUUCUUGAUUUUGUUUAUAGUGAUAUGCGUACUAACAUACAACACUUUCACACUUCUUAAAAUGUUUAUAACAAGCUCAUCAGAAAAUUCUUUCAAAGUUGUAUUGUAAAUUGCCUUCCACUCAUAUAUUACUGCCAUUUUUUCUGGGUUGGCACCAUAAUUUCGAAGUAUUGGAAGGCUAGACUUGUAUUAUCUAUCAGUUUUAGUUGCAAAUUUUAUUUAUAUUGCAAUAAUUAUUUACUAAAAGUAUUCUUAAUAAAUAGAUGUUAGCAUCUAAAACUGUGUUUUAGACGUGUUAGCUGGAUUAAGUAACUUAUUUCUAAACUAUUGCCUCUACUUUAACUAAACAUAUAACUUAAAUUUUAGUAAAUUUCUCUCUUACUAAAAAGAUUUAAAUGAACAAAAGUUUAAAAAGCUGGAAUUUUUUAUAGCCUCUUUAGACAAUUAAGAAAUAAUUCUAGUUAAGCACAAAUAAUCUGAUGCAAAUCAGAGCAAAUAAAUUUUAGAUAAUGAGCUUAUUAAUGCUAAUCAAAAUGCUAAAGAACACUUAAAUUAGAUGCAAAGAGUUUUUUUUAAUAUUUAGAAUUACGAGACAGAAGAGGACAAAAAAAAAUUUAUAGAUAUAUUGUAAAACAAAUCUAGAAGAGAAAUUUAGAAGAAUCCUAAAAUGUUCACUUUUAAAUUGAAAUAAGGAUUUUAAGAAUCUUUUUCAGCUAACUUUAUUAGCUUUUAGGACUUUUAAGCAAGAUACAAAAACAAUCAAAUAGAUUUGGACAAAUCUGUAAAUUAUUAUGCAAUUUAGAUAGUAUAAAAUGACCGGCUUUUUCUGAAAAUAAGUAGAAAAUUUAUAAUUCUGCAAUAUUUUAUCAACAUUAUCAGAAAUUUCGCAAAAGGCGAUCCUUAAAGAAUUAAAAUAAUAAAUGUUUAUGAAGAUUAUUGUCAUAUAAUAUAAAAUGAGUUAGAUUUGUAUCGUAUCCUGACAUAUCCAAAAGAGAAGAUAAUAGAAACUAGCUAUGAUGAUGAACAAUAAAAUAAUUAGCAAAUCAAAUACACAGUUUAAUUGAUUGAAAAGAAUAUGACUACCUUUUUUUAGCUCUACAAAGAAUAAAAGAAACUUAAGGAUCAUUUUCUUUCAAUAAAUUUUUAAAAAAACUCUAUACUCACAAAAGAAAUCUACUUGACAAGUAUCCACAUAAUUAUUAACACAAUUAUAUCUUUUAUAAAUUACUACCAAAAGAUAAAUGUUGAGUUUAAGGAAGAAACAUAAAAAUUACGUUUAACUAUUAGCAUAUAAAAGUCAGACGAACAUAACGUUAAUGAUCAAAUAUUGAACAACAACAAUAAAAGUAUCGAAGAAUCUUUCGAGAACAUAAUUAAUAAAGUAAAAAAGGUGAAAAAUUCUGAAAACGAAUAAUAUAAUUAUUCCAAGCAGUCAUAAAAAAAUAAUUUAAUUUAUAAUUUUUACAUUACAAUAUAGUCAAAGAAAGAUUAAAAUAGUAACUCAAUCAUUGAAAAUAACUUAAUCAAUAAUAUCAGCAAUUAAGACAGCUCUUUUCUUUUUAAAAACAGUAAAUAUCCCUCCUCUUAAAAUUAAAGUGAUGGUAAAUAAUAAUAAAGAUAAAAUGAAUAAUUCCAUAGAAAAAAUUAGAAAGAUUAUACUUUUGCAGAAGUUCAACCAACAAACUAAACUUAUUUAAAUUUAAUAUGA
Messenger RNA from Tetrahymena thermophila SB210, 2481 nucleotides. Its product is annotated as transmembrane protein, putative. Lineage: Eukaryota; Ciliophora; Oligohymenophorea; Hymenostomatida; Tetrahymenidae. The transcript has 2 exons. The record is from RefSeq and is a predicted model, not a curated record.